Molecule: messenger RNA, 1893 nt
Organism: Cicer arietinum (chickpea)
Lineage: Eukaryota; Viridiplantae; Streptophyta; Magnoliopsida; Fabales; Fabaceae
Source: RefSeq, a predicted model, not a curated record
CCUUUUAAUAAAUCCAAACUUGGCCUCAAAUAAGACAGAAAAAUCCCGUUACAACCACCAGUUCCUCUUCCCAUGUUGGCAAUCCCAUUAUCAUUCAUUCCCUCCUUAAAACUACUAACCACCUCAUUUAUUCAAUCCAAUUCAUUCCCCCCAAACACACACCAUACAAUGGAUAUUUGGUCAUGGAUAUCUGAACUCCCUAACUCGUCCGAGUGGAACGACUCUGACUCACCUCCCAAUUUCCAACUCGCCACUUACCAAGACGAUUCAAAUUCAACUCGCUCUAUUUACCUCAAAGCCGAACGAACUUCCGGUUCAAACUCUGAAGCCGUUGUAACGUUUAUGGUCUGUUUACAAGGCUUUCAUCCAUUCAACGCUCAAAAGCCACUUUGGAUCUCAGAAAAAUGCACAAUCUCUUCACAAAACCCUAAUUAUCUCCCUCUCCUUCUUCAACUCCUUCAAGAAAUCAUAUCCAAUUCACCCACGGCGCACGACAGCACUUGCCCAAGGUCUCAGCUUCAAAAACUGAAACCUGAACCCAUCGCAUGGAUCAUAGACUCGCACACACCGGAAUCCCUCUCGAUUUUCUUCAACCUCGUUUUCACAAUUCGUCUCUUCUGGCUAUGCGCGUGCGACGCGCCAAGCGAAGCAGGUUCGCUCUACUUUCACUCGCUACUCGCUCCUAUUCUCGAAACAGCGUCGUCUAAGAAACUAGCUUCGGUUCUCCGAACCUUCUUUAUAACCGUAGGUGUGGACACUGAGCUCUGUUUCAUGCGCACCCUUGGUUACAUAAUAGCAAAAUGGUGCAUUUUAAGAGAGUUGGGUGUAGGAUUACAAACACUCGUGCCUUUGCCGUGGUGUUCGAAUCCGAAAUUCUCUUACGCGGCGGAGUCUCACGGUCUUUGGAUUCUAAAAGGGUACGCACCAAUUAUGACUAUGAAAUUGGCGGGAAGCAAUGGUAAUAAAAGUCAAUUCCACGGUAUAGAUGCUAAGGAGUCAGUAAUCAGGUACGGUCUAGCGCAUCAUCAAUUGGAGGCACACGUGCAGCUAGAAUAUACCGUUGGAUUUUACGAUGGAUUUAUUCAGGUUCAUGCACGUGUUGACAAUAUAAGACUCCACGUGGCGAGGCUCGGUUUUAAACAUGGUGAUGAAGUGGAUUUCGUUGAGGAGAAACAUUUUCCUUCUAGGGCUCGGGUUUGGGUUGGCCCGGAAAUCGGAGCGACUUACGUUGGUGGUUUGAGUUUGGGACGGUCCACGGAGAAUAGUGAGAGAGAAGUUGAAAUUGAGAAGAUUGUGAGGGGUAAUUUCGAGAAGUCGCAGAUUUCGAAGGUGAAAGCGUCUGCAAAGUCGUCGAGGAGAAUGAGGAAUAGAAAUUGGAGAAUGGAUCAAGACGCGGAGGGGAAUGCAGCGAUAUUUGACGCUGUUUUGCAUGAUAAUAUGACGGGGCAGGAAGUGGGCUCCUGGAAGCCCAGUAGCAAAACGGGGGAUGAUUGGGGUAAUGGAUUGAGAGGGCGAUAUGUUGGGGCGAAUAGACCUUUUACUAAGAGCGGAUCAGUGGUAAUUGCAGGGGAUGAAUAUGGAGAAGAAAUAGGGUGGAGGCUUAGUAAGGAUAUGGAAGGAAGUGUGUUGAAGUGGAGGAUAGGGGGAGAAUUUUGUGUUACUUAUUUGUCUGACCAAUCAAAAGGUUCUCAUUUUGAAACUAGAUCUAUUGAGUGGUGUGAUGAAGUUGACUUGCCUCUAAUUCGUGGAAAAAUAUCCUAAAUGUUAAUAACUAUACCUCCCUCCUAAUAAAUAAAUCUUUAAGGUUCUCAUUUAGGUAUGUAAACAACCAUCACCACAUUAGUGAAAUAAAUGCUUUGUUUAUGAUGUAUAAUAUAGUACAUAUUUGAUCUA